Molecule: messenger RNA, 2011 nt
Organism: Larimichthys crocea (large yellow croaker)
Lineage: Eukaryota; Metazoa; Chordata; Actinopteri; Sciaenidae
Gene: isg20
Product: interferon stimulated exonuclease gene
Exons: 4
Coding region: 320-1378 (352 amino acids)
Cellular component (GO): nucleus
Molecular function (GO): nucleic acid binding; 3'-5'-RNA exonuclease activity
Source: RefSeq, a predicted model, not a curated record
UAUGUUUUUAUGUCGUGUUCGUCAACACGUUUAUAUCUUCUAGCUAUACAUAUUCUCAUAAUAAUCUUGACGUGCCUCUAACGCUGUACUCCCGAGCUAAAGUCUGUCCCCGUUAUAAUAUCUGUCUGACGGCUCACCGUGGACAAGAAUGGACGCUACGUUUUCCUGAAACUCAACAACUCUGCUUUACAACAAAUAACCAAACAUGUCUGUGUAAACUGCUGUGGAGUUUGUAUAAGACAGCUGCGUCACACAGGCGUCCAGGUUUGCUGUGGACGAGCAUGCGGCGAAAUGACCACGUUGCUCGUUUCGUUGCUUGAUGAUGGCACAACCGUCAAAAAGGAAUAAAGCCGCCUCGUGGGGGCUUCUCAACAACUACCGCUAUUUGUACAAAAAAAACCUCAUGCUUCACACCACGGAGAACGGAAGAGCCAGGAAGAAGUGCCAGCAGAAGAUCAUCAUGGCCAACAUGAAGAGGAAAAUGACAGACAACCACAAUGACCUGCUGGAUACAAAUGAACGGGUCAAAAAAACAAAAUCGAGUGACACAGACCGGGAGUGUCAAAGAACUGUUAGCUCUGAAAACAAGAGCAGCGACACACCUGAACCUGGACUCUCUGUGUCUGAGCCUAAAGCUUCUGACCACUACAGUUUAGUCACAGCCCUCAGAGACAGCUGGGAGGUGGACAGCGGUUUCUCCUCCGAGGCGAGUCCUCCGGCCAGCGGUCGGAGUUCACCGUGCCUCAGCUCGUGUGCCACCACGGUGGUGGCGUUGGACUGCGAGAUGGUGGGGACGGGGCCCGGGGGGCGCCGCAGUGAGCUGGCCCGCUGCAGCAUCCUGGACUAUCGAGGCAACAUACUGUAUGAUAAAUAUGUCCGACCGUGUCAGCCCGUCACGGACUACAGGACUCGCUGGAGUGGUAUCAGGAGGCAUCACCUGCACGACGCCACGCCCUUCGCUCAGGCCAGGGAGGAGAUCCUUAGUAUACUUGAGGGCAAAGUGGUUGUCGGCCACUCCGUCUACAAUGACUUUGAGGUGUUGGAUGUGCUCCAUCCCAGUCACAUGGUCAGGGACACCUGUACGACACGUCUCCUCAGCCGGUUGGCUGGUUUCCCCCGCGAACGCUGCGCCUCCCUCAAGAUCUUGGCCAGUAAGCUGCUGAGCAGGAGGAUACAGGUGGAGCAGAGAGGUCACUGUUCGGUGGAGGAUGCUCGCGCUGCCCUCGACCUCUACAAGCUGGUAGAGGGCGAGUGGGAGCAGGAGCUGCGGAACAAGCUGAGGGACGACGACGCUCCACACGAGCCGAGCUUCGCCGCCUCAAAUCACUACAUGCAAGACGAGUACUGGCCAGAUGAUGUCAUCGCUGACAGCCAAUGAGAGUAUUUCUGCUACACUUGACACAUACCUCAACAGAUCCAUGUCACAUGGUGUCAUGAGAGCAGGUUCAGAUAACUAUAGCUAAUGUGAGCAUAUAACAGAUGGUGAAGUCACUUCUAUGAGGAGACCUACUGUGUCGCUUUUGGGACAUAACUGUAUUGCUUAAAUAAACACUCGUAACUUAUUAAACAUGUUAAACAUGGUUUAGUUACUAACAGCAUAUUCUUUGCUGUGUUAGAUUUGAUGUUUGUAGUGUGACAUUGGUGCUCUUAAAGUUUGGAGUUAUUAACUUAUGAAUGCGGAGUUUUGGAGUUCUGUAUCUGCUCUUACUCGAAAAUUAAAUUGAAUUAUUAAUGACGCGAGACUGUUAGGCCACAGAUACAGCCACACGACUGACUGUUUGAAAAUGUCUGUUCAUAUGAGAUCAUGGAAACGCACAGGUGGCUGCUAUGAACGCACAUAAUGUUCAAAAACUAAAGUUAUGAAGCAAGUUUGAACUGUUGCAGUUACCUCCAUGUAUUCAUGUUGGGUUGAAUUGUAAUGUUACUUCAUUACUAAUUAUAAUGUUACUUCAUUACCUCAUUAUCAGCUGCUCUUAAUGUUCUAAUAAAAUGGAAUCAUGUUCAAGUGAAA